AUGGGCAUCAUAACCUCCCUCUUCUCUCUAUUCGGCCCCGGCGCCGCCCUCUGCGCCGCCUGCGAGACCCUUGCCGUGAUCUGGCCGCGCGUGCGACUCCGGAUGACGAACGACGCGCCGCUGACACGGUUCCUGCACGCGGCGCGGGGGAGGCCAGCGUGGGCGUUUGUUGCGGGCGCCGGGCAGGAGCCCGUCGCGCGGGAGCUGUGCUUCGGGCUGGCUGCGCGCGGGUUCAACGUCGUUCUGUACGGCGCUGGGUCGGGCUGCCGCGGCGGGAAAGCUACGAUGCAGAGACUGCUGGGUUUCCGGGCGGAGCUGCUGAAGGCGUACCCGGAGAACAAAUACCGCGUUGUGGUUGUGGAUACGGACGCACAGGGCGAUGCGGUAGAGGUGUUUGCGGCGAGGGUCGGGGAGUCGCUGGAGGGUGCGAAUUUGACUGUGCUAAUUGAUUAUGUUGGCGAUGCUGAUGAUGGCAUGGUCUUGCCGCAGUUGAAGACUGUGCUGAUGUCGCUUCUUAAGCGGAAUGUGCCUGCGCUUGUUAUUAACGUCACCUCUUCGAUAGCUAGUGGCGGCGAUGGGACACAGUCGUGUUAUUCGCACAGGGGGUCUGGAUACCUCUCUCAAGACGGUGUUAACGUUGUUUCGUGCCAUAUAGACGAUGUAGCUGUCGGCUAUAAGGAGAAAUUGCUGUUCCACCGUCCUACACCGCGGGCACUAGCCGAGACAGUGCUACUGCAUGCGGCUUCUAGCAGUAGGAACGCUAUUGUAUACCCCUAUUGGCCACAAGCUGUCUUGCAGAUGACGCGGAAGACGUUGCUAGGAAUGGCUGCGGAUCAGUUCUUGUCUGUUACUCAGGGAGAUGUACUAAAGAGAUAG
Messenger RNA from Daldinia decipiens, 876 nucleotides. RefSeq lists its product as uncharacterized. Lineage: Eukaryota; Fungi; Ascomycota; Sordariomycetes; Xylariales; Hypoxylaceae. The record is from RefSeq and is a predicted model, not a curated record. Bases 1 to 876 code for a protein of 291 amino acids. The transcript has a single exon.